AUGUCUUCUGAAUCAGAAGCCCCAUCCGACACGUGGUCCAGUCUCAUCGCGGAUUUGAAAGAAACAGCACUGGGCGACCAACAGACACCGACUCCUUGUUCCAACGAAGCAGAGUUCAGGACCAAUUUUGAGUCGCUCUGCAACGACCAUUAUGAACCAAAUGCUCAGCGCCUGCUUAACCUGUUCUCUCGACAGCAUGGCACGAUUACAACCUUUACCAGCACAAUAGAUAGCGCACAAAAUCUCCAGCCACCUGACACACUUAGCGAUUUGUUCUGGCAACUUGCUUUUGCAACCAUCCAGGCCGCUCUUGACGCAGGAUUGUCACUUAAAGACCUCUUCGAACAAUUGAACCCCCUCAAUCAAGCCCUCAAACCGUUCGGACCGCAACUACCGCAAUUUCCAACCCGACCCCGUGUGCAAGAACCUCUUCAGGUCGUAUUCAGAGAGUAUAUAGAGUGCUACAGCAUCAUGCUAAGUCACUUCGCGUCACAUCCCCCUGGUCUUACGUUCGACACCUUUCAUUCCCGAGCCGAGACUGCAGCUGAGCUGUUUGAAUCGUCACUGGAAGACUGGAAAGAGGUGGUGAAACGUUUUGGAGAAGAAGAAACUAGGUCUCUGCCUCCGUUGCCAAAUCCGGGCUUGAGCCAUCUGUCUCCUGGCUUGACUACAAGCGCACGCUUUCAGUGGCUUGAACCAUUGGGCACGGGCACAUAUGGCCAAGUUUCAAAGGUCCGCGAGGUCUCUACAAACAGCAUCUAUGCUCAAAAAACCAUCCGGGUCCAAAAUAGCCAUCGUGCGAGGAACAUCAUCGAACAGCAGGUCCGAAACGAAGUGGCCAUCAUGCACAAGCUCCGCCACCAUCAUAUUGCCUCUGUCCUUUUCUACGUCAGGGACGAAACUACCUUCUCCAUCAUCAUGCUCCCGGUGGGCGACUACGAUCUUCGACAUUUCUUGGAAGUGAAUUGUGCCGGGUUCCCCCGGACAGAGACGAGGCACCUCGAUCAGUGGUUCGGUUGCCUGGCCUCAGCACUGGCAUAUGCACAUCAGGAGCGAGUCAAACACGAGGACAUCAAACCCUCAAAUAUACUGAUCCGGGAUCAUCAGCCUUACCUGGCAGAUUUUGGUAGUGCGAUAGAUUUCUCCUUGAUGGAAGGCAGCACCUCGACAGAGGAGUACAUUGUGGGCACACCAGUGUACUGGCCGCCAGAGCCACUGCAGCAGCGAGGACGAGCGGCCGACGUCUUUGCUCUAGGCUGUGUCUUCAGCGAAAUGCUCACGGUACGGCAGCACAGAUCAUUGCAAGAGUACCGUGAUGCUCGCUUUCUCCCUCAUGUCGACAAUGGGUAUGCCUUCCGGACAAACCUAGAGGUCGUGAAUACCUGGCUUCUGGACCUCCCUGACAAUGUUGGGCCUCCAGAAGUCAGGUCUCUUUUGCUGGAGCAGACAAUGAUCACACGCAAAGACCAGAAGCACGCGUGGUGA
Molecule: messenger RNA, 1485 nt
Organism: Fonsecaea monophora
Lineage: Eukaryota; Fungi; Ascomycota; Eurotiomycetes; Chaetothyriales; Herpotrichiellaceae
Exons: 4
Coding region: 1-1485 (494 amino acids)
Biological process (GO): protein phosphorylation
Cellular component (GO): cytoplasm
Molecular function (GO): protein serine/threonine kinase activity; ATP binding
Source: RefSeq, a predicted model, not a curated record